Ictalurus punctatus (channel catfish) is the source of this 2382-nucleotide messenger RNA. RefSeq names its product 5-azacytidine induced 2 (gene azi2). The transcript has 8 exons. The record is from RefSeq and is a predicted model, not a curated record. NCBI's taxonomy places the organism in Eukaryota, Metazoa, Chordata, Actinopteri, Siluriformes, Ictaluridae. Gene Ontology annotation, biological process: canonical NF-kappaB signal transduction. Gene Ontology annotation, cellular component: cytoplasm. Bases 237 to 1295 code for a protein of 352 amino acids.
AGAUCAUUAUCUAGCAGUCUGAAAGGUUGUUGUGUUUUCUGUGUUUGAGGUGUUUGUUUCCGGCGGAAGUAGUACGUCACAGAGGUGAUGUACUUCCUGGUUUAUGUUUGUGUCAGACUGGUGGACGUUUUUCUCUCUCAGCUGCACGGAACAAAACUCGUCCUGUUUCUCAGUAAACUUUGAUCAUGAUUGACAUUUUAAUCUCAGUCUGAUUGAAAUUAAGAGUUCGUGUGAUAAUGGAGUCUCCUCAGGUGGAUGAUGAUAUCUGUAUCCUGAAGCACGAGACGGCGUGCGUGGCCGAGAGCCCCGUGGCCAUGUGCUCUGGGGACGAGUCAGUCGCGUCUCAUUUCGCUCUCGUCACCGCCUACGAAGACAUCAAGAAGCGUCUGAGGGACACGGAGAAAGAGAACACAGUGCUGCGCAAACGAGUGAAACAGCUGGAGGACAAGUUGUUCAGACCUGAAGCUCCUCCCUCUGAAGGGCCGCAGUACAUGAAUAAAGCAUUCAGUGCGUAUCGAGGAAUUUACAUGGAGAACCAAGACCUUCAGGCCGAGCUCAAUAAACUGAAGAAGGAGCGAGCCGAGUCGGAGAAGAUUUUAACUGAACAGCUGCAGACGAAGGAGCUGGAAGUGCUGCAGCUCAGAUCAGAGAUGGAGACCAGCCAGGUGAUGAAGAGUCUGAAUGAGACGCAGGAUUACUGGCACGUGAAUCGAGAGGGCAGUGAAGUUCAGAUACACACUCUACAGGAUGAAGUGCAGAGACUCCGACUGGAAAACAGCCACUUACACACACUCUGCACCCGCCGACAGGAUGUGUCUGAGAGCUCGGUGAAGAAUGAUGAGAUCCAGAAGGGGGCGCCACCAUACUGCAGUUAUAGCAGGCCUGCAGUAAUGAGUGUGUAUGAGGACGUGCGCAGUGAAGUGUUCCGUCUACACACACUGGUGAGAAAUCAGAGUGAACUGAUGAAGAAACUCAGAAACAGACCUGUAUUGAAGAGAGCCUCCUCAGCUCUUCCUGUUCAGUGUUUGGAUGACGUGGAGAAAAACCAUUCGCCGGUCCGAGCUCCAAUUCCCCGCCCCCCAAGCGCCCCGCCACUCCAUGUUGCCCCACCCCCUGGAACCUCAUACGCAGAGAACUGGAAGGAGGCGUGGCCUCUAAACCGCCCCUCCCCCUUAGGAAGUCCUGCUGGCCCGCCCGUUCCUCCUCAGCAUGCUGCUUCAUCGUUGGACGAUGGCUCCUGGUCUAUCCCCGCCCACCCUUCACCUGACCACCCCCUGUUCUGGCAGCCGUACUGACGGACAGGUGACUCGUCCAAUCACAUCCUGCCUUAAGACCACCGCCCAGACUGAGAUACCUCACACUGCUCUCACCUGGGCCUGUACAUACACUUCCAGAGUGUGCGUGAGUGUGCGUGAGUGUGCGUGAGUGUGCGUGCGUGAGUGCGCGUGAGUGCGCGUGAGUGCGCGUGAGUGCGAGAGAAUCGUAUCAUUGUGAUUUAGGUGUGUUAAAGUAUAAAUUCUCUUCCUGUGUUGUUGUUUUUAUUCUCAUGACUGUGAAGGACGGCUGCGGUUCCCUCGGCUCCGUUCCAGUCCUGUGUUUAACGUGCCCUAGUCCACUUCCCCUCGGUCACAUUAGGGGCUGUUCCACAUUUAUAACGCUCGUUAGAUGAGGAUUAAGUGAACGUCAAUGUAGGCUUCAGGAUUAAAUUUACCCAGAAGGCAUUGCUGUCAUCAGAAAUUAAUUUGAGUUUUUUAAAAUAAUUCCUAUAAAGAACGGUUUUGUUGCUCAACACGCUGUUGCUAAUGAAUUAAAGCUGGAGCUAGUUAACCUCAGACCUGAAGGGCCAGUUGGUGUGUUAGCUAAGCAGAAUUAGUUAGCUAGCAAGCUAAUAGCUCUUUUAUACAUGAGGGAGUAAAAACUAGGGUAGUGUGGUAGAUAAAUUACUGAAGAAAAGAGCUUUAAGGGAGUCGGGGGGCACUUACUUUGAACUCCACAUGCAAUCUACAGCUCCAGUAUACGUGUGUAUGUGUGUGUGCGCGAGGCUGUUGUGAGUCGAUCAGGGUGUGUAAACAGGAAUCGGAGCACAGGGUGUGUGUGUGUUAAUGUAAAUGAAGAAUGAUCUGGAGAAUGUGUGUGUGUGUAUGAGAUGUAGAGGUGUUCACACUGACACACUCCUAGUGUUGUCCGGAAGAUAAUGUGCUAAAUGAAGGGUGUGUGUGUGUGUGUGUGUGUGUGUGUGUGUGUGGCUCCAUAUUAUAUGAUUAUUUUAUUCGGUGUGUGUUCGGUUCUCAGCGUUGGCGUCGUGCCGAAAUGCAAUGUACAGCUGAUGUGGAUCGUUUUCUAGCUCGGCUCUUUGUAAAUAUUAAAGUCAGAUGAACGUCA